Durusdinium trenchii is the source of this 4371-nucleotide messenger RNA. Lineage: Eukaryota; Dinophyceae; Suessiales; Symbiodiniaceae. The record is from the annotation of a GenBank genome assembly.
AUGCUUCACGCUGCAUGCACCGGACUGAAUGUGGUGGACAGCCCCUAUUUCUCUGAUGGUGAGGGAACAGGUCAAGUCGCUUCCUACUACAAAUCAAAGAGCAAAGAAUCGGAGCCCCGACGCACGUGGAUCUCAGCCUCACGCCGGGCGCCAGCUGCGCCAGCUGCGCCAGUGGCCCUGGCGCCUGUGUCGGGGCGCAUUGCCGGCGCGGCGCCAGGCUACUACCGUUAUGUCUCAGAGGAUCUCGUCGAGGAGGAUCAGCAAGUGUCGCUACCUGUCAUGAGUCAAGAUGGUGGCUCUGAAGAAGAAUAUCAAGAAUAUUGGGCAUGGAAUUCCCUGAACAUCCGUUCUCUCAGUGAUGGCUGGAUUGAAAGAAUGGCCCAUCCGCAAGUGAAUUGUGAGCCAUACUGGUACCACGAAUCAAGAGGGAUAACAACCUAUCAGUGCCCAGCUACAGGGUCCACUGCGCAAGUGAGACCCGUUGACCUGAGCAGCGAUUUUUUUCAGGAUGGCCCAGUUUGGAACUACACACCUUUCGAAUUGAAAUCGAUCAUGCGGGAAGGUCAUGCAGAUGACUUUGGUUUUUCAGCGGAGGAGCUGGCACGAAGAGCAUGCUACGAGUUUGAAUCUUGGCUGCCACGAGUGUUGUCGUGGCAUGACUAUCAGUAUCGCUGCUUUUGGUUCUUCGGAGGGAAAGAUACCAGCGAGAAGAACAGGGAGUCUAGCGCUUCCAAGAGUUUCUUCAGCUCUGAUGCUGAGGCCAGCCGUCAGCUGUUCGCAGAUGACGAGUUCUUUGAAGCAUGUACACGGCUGUUGUGCACACGACUGGAGCGGAUGCAUCCCAUCAAUCUCACGUACUUUGUUUGGACCUAUGCGCGGGCAGGAGUGUAUCAUGAAGAACUGCUCAAUGCAGUUGCAGAUCAUUUCUGCAAGGGCUGGAUUCCAACUAUGGACCGCUGCUCUUUAGGCACAAUGGUGUGGAAUUUUUCCAAGCUGGAAUUUCGUCAUGACCAAUACUUCGAGCUUUCCGCACAGGAGCUCUACCGCCCGAAUCGUCUCCGAUCCUUGGCACCUCGCAAUUUUCAAAACAGUAUGAUUGCUUUCAGCAAGCGUAAGCACUGGAAUGCCAAAUUACUGGAAGCCUUUUGUCGGGGCAUCCCACGUUUGCUGGACAAUCACGAUCCGAAGUUCCCAAAGACCAACACAGAAGUCCUUUUCUCUUACACUUGCCGGGAUGGAAGUGAGGUGCCUGCGGACGCCUUCCGCAUUGGCUCGCUGACGGUCAUCACCAAAGCCUUUCACGAGCUCCGGGCUCGAGGUCCAGCAGUGGAAGAAUGCAUGAAGUCCAUGCUUGAGUAUGUGCGCCGCAGUGUGGAGCGAUCGCCUCCCAUGAUGCGAGAACCUGGGGAUGCUUCCAACUUUCUUCGGCAGCUAGGCUUCUAUGCCGGAGAAAGUGGCAUGGACUCUUGGCGAGAACAAAGCCAGCUAAGCCAAGGGACGCAGGGUUUGGGCGAACUUCGGCGAACGGGCCGAAUCGUGUACAAAGCAAGGUCAGACAGCGGCAGUGGCAGGUCCCAAACGGCUGAGCUCCGAGACCUACAGGACACUGAAAGAGAGCAGAGCAAGGGGAGGACCGUGCCCAGGACGUUGAACCUGGCCUUGAUUCUUGAUGGCUUGACCCGGAUCGCCAUCCUGGUGCACCCGGAUGGCGUGUGUGAGACGUGUGAGUGUGUCGUGAAUCCGGUCGAGCCGGUAAAGUACUUUGAACUUGCUUCGCUUUCGGGUUUGCAGAUUGCAACCGCGGACAAACCUCCGGCACUUUUGGCCCGCGUUCUCGUAGAGAUGACGUUGAGGAGCCUUCCCCUGCUGCAACACAACGCUGGACUUGGAGCCCUUCCUUGUGGAGCUCCUUCGAUUCAGCUCUCCAGGUAUGCCUUGCCCAUUGCUGCCCCAGACAUGGUGGGAGACAGGGAACAGGUCCCAGUUCGAAGCAAAAGCUUUGACCUGGGAUUGCUUCGUGUCUCAGAUGAACUGCAACAAGACCUGAGCUCAACAGGCCGAGGUCGCAGACAGAGUGAUUGGGAGAACUUUCGCAUUUGGCGGCGUGCCAAGAUUGGGACAGGCUUUACUAUCGGCUUGGUUCUUGCCUACACUGCAGUCGAGGCUGCCAAGACCAUCUUGAGUGUCAAGGCAUUGCGGGGGUCCACGAUUUCUGAUGGUCAGGUGCUGGUGGUUCUACAGGGCGCUGUGUCCCUGAUUUGCGGCAUAAUUUUCACAGCUGCACAGGAGGGCAAGGUUGGCGUGAAGACCGCGUUCUUGCCGAGUAGUACUUUGAGCUGUUUACCAGUGUCCGUGGGGUUCUCAUUGAGCCAAAGUGCUUUGGCGUGGGCCAUUUGCCGAGGGAUCGGAGCUGCAGCAAUCUUGGUAACAGGUUACCUCUACAUGCCAUUGUGUGCUCUCUUGAGUGCCCUUGUUUUCCGGCGGCGCUAUGGCUGGUUAGAGGUGCAUGGACUUGUCUUCCUGACAUUGAGCAUCAUGAUCUUUGUUGAGCUUGGAGCACGCGAGACCGGACUAUCCCACUCGUACCAGGCCAUUCACUACAAUUUCAUCUCCAUUGUUUUCUCGUGUUCGGCAUCGGUCUACUUGGAGAAGUUGUUGAAGCCCAAAUACUCAGAAAGGAGCAGCCUUGAUCAGCACUUCUACAUCCAAAAGGUUUGGCUGGAGACUGGUGGCUUGCUACUGUCAAUUCCUACGUUGUUUGUACUUCGAGCUUUCUCCACGGGAACGAGUCUUUUCUCUGGCUCGUGGUUGCAGAUGAUACACGUUGCAUUUUCCGGAUGGAUGUGCGCUGCAAUCCUUGCGAGAGUGGUUCAGAGUUGGUUUACUGGUUAUGUCUCCAAAUACCUCUCAACGCUUGGACGCGCUGUCAUCCAGUGUGUCGCUGUGAUCUUGGUCCACUUCUGGGACACUUUCUUCUUCGGCGAGCACUGGAGUUUGGUGACGACCCUUUUGGCCAUCGUGGUUUGCUUGAGUGCGAUGAUGUACCAAACAGGGCGCAGGAUUACAUCUGUUCUGCCUGGCCGUCCUCAUGGACGAUCCCAAUCAACAGGAGAUGCUCUCGCCGAUGGUGAUCGCGGACUUCAGGCCUCAGCCAGUAGCCAGACAGGCGCAGAUGCCUCGCAAUCGAUGGGGGCAUCUACGCGGAGGAGCGACGGCAGCAUCCUGAUUCCGAACGCGCAGCUCAUAAGCUGCGAGUUCGAGCCCAAUGGACAGACUGACCAGACCGAUCAGCCAGCUGAGCAGGCUCAGCCUCGAAUCGGACUUCUGGAUCGCACUUGGUACGAACAGGCAAAGCACAUCAACACCAAUCUUGCACUGUGGUUGUCCUCAUCUGCAGGACGGUCUACGCAGGUCUUGUGCGUAGUGUCCUUUGUCCUCGCAGAUGCCAGCCGAAACCUCAUCAACGCUUGGGCUAUCAAAGACACUCCUAUAGUCCAGCAGUCUGUGGUUUGGGCGCUCUCUGCAUCAUCAAUUCCAAUUGGAAUUGUCAUGUCUGGACUCCUCGACGGGCGAGAAGGAGCUCGGGAUUCCUUGCUUUGGAGAGACGCCUUGACGUGCCUCCCUGUUGCUGCUUGCUUCUCCUUUGGCCAGACCCUGCAGAUCAAAGCCUAUGGCGCCGGGAUUAGCGCAUCCGUGAACACCGUCUUGGGAUACUUCUACAUGCCUAUGAGUGCCUUGUUGAGUCGCUGGGUGUUUCAGCGUGCGUACAGCCGUUUGGAAUGGCUAGCAUUGGCGCUGCUGUCGCUGACUGCGGUUGUAUUUUGCUUGUUGAGGAGCAGCAGAUCCACUGAAGAUGCAACCAGCACUCUGGCGAUUGCUUGCUGCGUUGGCUCAGUAGUGUCCUCGUGCAUUGGCUCGCUGAUGUGUGAAAAGAUCAUGAAGGCUCGCCCCUACCCCUUCUAUACUCAGAAGGUCCACUUAGAGUUCGGUGGCCUGGCCACAGCCACGGCCAUGCUCUUUGUGGUUGGCAGCCUGAGCUCCCGCCCGGAAGAUGCUUUUUGGAAGCAACGUCCAGCCAAUGGUCAAAUGGAGGCUGGGUUGUUUGUUGGCUGGAGCUACAAGACGGCCGCGGCACUGACGGCAGCUGCGUUCCAGAGCUGGCUUGGUGGACUCGUCUCGAAGCGCCUGUCGACCGUGGUACGAUCAGUGGCGCAGUGCUGCUCACUCCUCAUCAUCUAUUUCUUGGGCGACUUGGUACUCAGAGGUUUGCCAUUUGAUUGGAUUGUUGGGGCAGCAGCUGUUGUGGUUGCACUGAGCGUCCAGGUCUUUACCCUCGCAGGCCGCAAAAGGAUACGCGAAGGAGGGAACUGA